AUGGCUUCAUACAUGAAAUACUUAAAGUUCUUGCAAACCAUCUUCUUUCUAUACGUGUUGGUGACAGUGAAGAAUGUCACUGGAUCAUCAGUAAGCCAUGAUGAAGAAUGCUCAGCCUUGUUUCAGUUUAAGCAAACCAUAAUUCAUCAAGAUGAUGCUGCUUGUGCUGCUCAUGGUUCUCAAGUCCUCCAUUCAUGGAACACUAGUUUUGAUUGUUGUUCGUGGGAGGGGGUGGCGUGCAGCAAUGACCGUGAUCAGUACUAUGGUCAAGUGAUGGGUCUUGACUUGAGCCAGAGGUCUCUUUGUGGGCGUAUCAACUCCAACAGCACCCUCUUCAACCUUGUUCAUCUUCAGAGACUCAACCUUUCUGGGAACGACUUUGGUGAAUCUGAAAUCCCUUCUGAGAUUGGUCGUCUAAAGCAAUUAAGAAGCCUCGAUCUCUCUUAUUCUGGGUUUAGUGGCCAAAUCCCGACUGAAAUCUUGCAGCUGUUUCAGUUGUCUUCUUUAGAUCUGUCAUGGAAUUCACUAAAGCUUCACAAUCCUAGCCUCAAGGAUCUAGUGGAAAACUUUACAGCGCUUGAAGAACUCCAUCUCUCUGGUGUUGACAUAAGUUCUUCUGUACCUCAUUUCUUGGCCAACUUUUCUUCUUUGAAGUCACUCAAGCUAAGAGAUUGUUCGCUUGGGAAUGAAUUCCCUGCAGCCAUACUUGAGCUGCCAAAGUUGCAAGUUCUUAACUUGGCAGACAAUACCAACCUCGCUGGUUCCUUUCCAGAAUUUCAUGGCAAAAGUUUACUAAAAGAGGUGAUACUACGUGGCACAGGUUUCUUUGGGGUUGUACCGGAAUCCCUUAGCCACCUUAACCAUCUGACUGUCUUGUCCCUUAAUGAUUGCUAUUUCUCGGGGCGCAUUCCACGUUCAUUCUCUAACAUGACGCAACUCACUUACUUGGGUCUUGGUGAAAAUCACUUCACAGGCUCAGUUCCUUCAUUGGCAAGUCUUUUGAAGCUCGAUCUUUUGGAACUUAAUGGUAACAGAUUUGAGAAAGGACGCUUUCCCAAUUGGCUUGGAAAGCUGACUAAACUUAGUGAACUCUAUCUGUCUGAUAUGAACAUAAAUGGAGAAAUCCCACUCUUUCUAUCCAACCUAACCAAACUUAGUGAGGUAGGAAUGCCAAGAAAUUCUCUUACCGGUGGUAUACCAUCCUGGUUGUUCAACCUCACCCAACUAACAUUUUUAAAUCUUCAGAUGAAUCAAUUGCAAGGACCAAUUCCAAACACAUUUUCCAACUUCAAAAGUCUUGAGUAUCUUCACCUAGGUGGAAACAAUUUCAGUGGUAGGGUAGAACUCGACAUGUUCCUAGGACUCAACAAACUCCAAGUACUCUUUUUAGGUUAUAACAGGAUAUCAUUAGUAACCACCAACAACUACACCAAUACCACUCUACCAGAAUUUGAGUGGUUAGAACUGUCAUCAUGCAACUUGAAGGAAUUUCCUGCCUUUUUGCGCUUCCAAAAUAAAUUGACUGCCUUACAUCUUGACAGCAACAACAUUGAUGGCCUGGUACCUGUGUGGAUCUGGAACAACAGCCGGGAAACAUUAGAGUUGAUUAACCUUUCAGGCAACUCCAUCACUGGCUUUGAUCAGCAUCCUCAUUUUCUCCCAUUGACAAAUUUACAAGUAUUUUUUAUUGAAAACAAUCAGCUACGAGGACAACUACCAAUUCCACCACAAUCCACAGUUGUUUAUCUAGUCUCACAUAAUAAUCUGACUGGAGAAAUACCACCAUCGAUAUGUGAACUGAAAUCUCUUCAAAUAUUAGAUUUGUCUUUUAACAACAUGAGCGGAACACUUCCUUCAUGUUUGGGUAUCUUAAGCAAUUCGUUAGUAUAUUUAGAUCUGAGACGAAAUAAUUUCCAAGGCAAAAUGAUGAAUGGUUUUAUGCCUGGAAGCUUGCUGGAAAACCUUGAUUUGAGUGAAAAUAGAUUUACGGGUCAGCUGCCAAGAUCAUUGAUGAAUUGUAUCAAUUUAGAGUUUCUUUCUCUUGGAGAUAACGCUUUUCAUGACGUCUUUCCUUCUUGGCUGGGAACUCUUUCCAAGCUGCAAGUUCUGGUUUUGCGCUCCAACAAACUUUAUGGUCCAAUUCAAGGUUCCUCACAGUUCCCUAAGUUGCGGAUCAUAGACCUCUCUAACAACAAUUUCAGUGGUCAGUUGCACCAAAACCACUUCCAAACAUGGCAUGCCAUGAGCUCCAACCAUCUUGGUGUUUCAUCUGUUAUGGAAUCAAAUAUAUCCUCCAAACACGUCCAUACAAAUUGGCCUUACACCGUGACAUUAACACACAAAGGUGUCAGAACAGAGUACCCACAUAUUUUAACCAUAGAUAUGUCCAUUGAUCUCUCUUGUAACCAUUUUGAAGGAGAAAUCCCACAAUCACUCCAACAUCUUCGAGGCCUUCAAUCGCUCAAUCUUUCCAACAAUCAUUUUACUGGACGUAUCUUGCCAUCUUUAAGGAACCUAACAAAUCUUGAAGCUUUGGAUCUCUCUCGAAACAACCUAUCUGGGGAAAUUCCUCAACAGUUGGUGCAACUCGGAUUCCUUUCCAUCUUCAAUGUGUCAUUCAACCAUCUUCAGGGGCGUAUCCCACAAGGAAAACAAUUUGAUACAUUUGACAACAGCUCCUACAUCGGGAAUCCCCGAUUGUGUGGACGACCUUUAUCCAAGGAAUGUCAAGAUCAUCCAAAGGUGCCAUCAAGACUUCCACCAACAACCAGUGUGUCUGAAUCUCUCUUCCCAUGUGAAAGUAUAGUGAUCGAUUCACAAAGAGGAGGACAGAUGGGUAAGGCCACUUCUAACAUGAGGAGAAACCAAGGAGGUGUCAUAGCUUAAAGUUCAAAGGGCGUAGAGAAGUUGAAGAAAACAUUCAAGGGAUUCAGUGUUUGUUUUACCAUGUAGUAUGUGUAUAUUACUUUAAGAUUUUGUUUGU
Lactuca saligna is the source of this 2983-nucleotide messenger RNA. Lineage: Eukaryota; Viridiplantae; Streptophyta; Magnoliopsida; Asterales; Asteraceae. The record is from the annotation of a GenBank genome assembly.